AUGGCUACUUAUCCCAUACAGCAAUUGUUUUAUGACGGUAAGGUUCAAAGUGCAACGUCAGGCAAAACCUUCAAAACUAUUGAUCCUUCCACUGGAAAAAUUCUUGCCGAAGUACAGUCCGCCUCAGAAUCUGACGUUGAUGCUGCUAUAAAUGCCGCUCAGUCUGCUUUCCACUCCUGGUCACAAACCUCGCCAAGCUAUCGAGCUCGUAUUCUGUUGAAGGCUGAUGAACUAUUACGUGAUCGAAACGAUAAAAUCGCCGAGAUUGAAACACAUGAUACAGGGAAACCAUUUUCGGAGACAAGUACAGUCGAUAUUGUGACAGGAGCUGAAGUUCUAGCAUUUUAUGCAAAUCUUGUAGCCAGUGGAGGUCUUAAUGGAGAGACAACUUCGCUACGUCCAGAUGCUUGGAUUUACACCAAAAAAGAAGCUCUUGGGGUUUGUGUUGGAAUUGGAGCCUGGAAUUACCCAAUCCAGAUCGCCUUGUGGAAAAGUGCACCCUGUCUAGCAGCUGGGAACUGUAUAAUCUACAAGCCAUCCGAAUUUACGCCACUUCAUGGCCUAAUACUUGCUCAAAUCUAUUCCGAGGCAGGUUUACCAGCAGGCGUUUUCAAUUUGGUUCAUGGAGAUAAACUAGUUGGCAGCUAUCUUACUUCUCAUCCUAAAAUAGCAAAAGUCAGUUUCACUGGACAAGUUCCGACAGGUCAGAAAAGUCCCCUCAUCAUUCUAUCGGAUGUUGACAUCGAAAAAGCCGUGGACGGGGCUAUGAUGGCCAAUUUUUUCUCCAGUGGUCAGGUGUGUACAAAUGGUACGCGCGUAUUUGUACCUAGAAAGCUUCAAUCAGCUUUUGAGAAGCGGCUUAUUGAAAAGAUGCAAUAUGUCCGCUCUCUAGAGCCUAUGGACCCGAAUAGUAAUUUUGGCCCUCUGGUCUCAGAGAUACAUCACACAAAAGUUCUCAAAUAUAUAGAGCAUGGCAUGCAUGUUGACAAAGCAAGGCUAAUUUACGGCGGCACUGAUCGACCGUCCAAAAUUCCAGUCGGUUAUGAAAAUGGAUACUGGAUUCAGCCAACUAUCUUCACAGACUGUACGGAUGAUAUGAAAAUUACACAAGAAGAAAUAUUUGGGCCGGUUCUUUGUAUCCUUCCAUAUGACACUAUUGAAGAAGCGAUUAUACGAGCAAAUAACACUCAGCUUGGUCUCGCAGCUGGCGUCUUUGGUAGAGAUAUUGACAUGUGUCACGGAGUUAUUAGUAAACUUGAGGCGGGAAUUACUUGGAUAAAUACCUGGGGCGAGAGUCCGGCGGAGAUGAGCGUAGGGGGGUGGAAAAUGAGUGGGCUUGGUGUUGAGAACGGAAAAAGAGGUUUGAGUGCUUGGGUUAGAGAGAAGAGCACACUCGUUGAGGGUAGUGGAAACGUUGCGACGGCUUUUUCCAAGCUUUAG
Messenger RNA from Blumeria graminis f. sp. triticale, 1440 nucleotides. Lineage: Eukaryota; Fungi; Ascomycota; Leotiomycetes; Helotiales; Erysiphaceae. The record is from the annotation of a GenBank genome assembly.